Aspergillus luchuensis is the source of this 2382-nucleotide messenger RNA. RefSeq lists its product as uncharacterized. The record is from RefSeq and is a predicted model, not a curated record. The transcript has 2 exons. Lineage: Eukaryota; Fungi; Ascomycota; Eurotiomycetes; Eurotiales; Aspergillaceae. Bases 1 to 2382 code for a protein of 793 amino acids.
AUGGCGUUCUUCCUCAUCUGUCCCCGAUUCAGAAAAUACUGGAAAGGCUCAGACUCGGACACAAGGCACUCCUACAAGUUGAACCCCUCUAAACCAACACCAGAUGGCGGUUCGAAUGGGUAUUCCAAGGACAGGCAAGAUGUCGCACGCCCCGGUCAUCCCAGACGCUCCUCCGGUGGCCUGCCCGAUAGACUCCGUAGACGUUUCUCUCGAGAAGCCAGAGACCAGCGUGUGAGGCCAAAAAAUGAUCGCAGAAAGUCUGGAUCCCCAGCAUUUCCAUUCUCUUCCAGAUUUGCCAGUCCUGGUGAAAGAGUAGCUACUCCGGACGAUAUUGGGAGCAGCUUCAUGAGCGAAAGGGGAUAUGACAGCGACGCGCAGUUUAUAAACACCCCCAAGCAGAUCAGCCACACCAGAGACCAUCCUUGUAAUCCACGUAUCCUUGAGGAGGCUGCUGUCUCCCCUUUGCGGCGCGAGAUGGAACAGGGGAUGCCAUAUGUGCAGGCUUAUAGUCCAGAGCUUGAAGACCUAGAGAGUGCACCAUGUGCGGACCCUACUACAAGGGAAGAGUCACAAUCCGCUCUGCGUUCGAAGAGUCAGGUGUUUUGCAUGACCCAAUUGUCUCAAGGCUCCUCUACCUUCCACGGCACAGAUGACGGGAGCCGUCGAGUCAGGGUUGCAAGGCGUCAAAGAGGUAUGGCGGGCAGUCCAGUUCAAGGCAAGAUAAGAAAUGGACCUGUGUAUCCAAAACAACACGGAUACCGGCCUCACCUUCGAAUGGCUUCACCUGAUCCUGGUAUACAUGGCUCGGAUUAUUCGACUCCAGUGUCUCCUGUGCCAUUCUCGUAUGCCACGUCUGCCGACUCUUUGGUUGGGCCAUCUUCACAGAUCUCUGUCAGGAAACGACGCCGGCAGCCCCCCGCAGGCCCUAUACCAGACAAUUGCUCUGUUCAUCUUGAUGACUUGAAUAUCCCGACGACCUUGGCGUCUCGCUCAACGUCUCCUCGUAUGCUAUCCCCGAAACAAUCGUUUGAUGAGAAUCGGUGGGCCAGCACUGCCGGGACGUGGAACGCAUCCCAGCCCUUUCACGACUUUUCGGGGUUUGGAGCAGGAAAAGCAUCGGAUACCUACGCAACAGGACCAAGACCUAGGGGACCAGUGAACCAGGCGUCCUCAUGCUAUUCUCAGAAGACCAGCUUGUCAUCUACAGAUGAUCGAGUCGGCUCUAUAGAUAGACGGAUCCUGAAUCAGGCUAAUACUAUACAACCUCAUGAACCCAUCGCUUCUUUCAAUUGUUCCCCUCGAUCAUUGGAAUCAUCUCUGGUGGAUGGUCAUUAUGCUCCCAUUGCAGACCAGGAUGCAGAUAAAUUUGAAGCACAGAAAACCAUGUUUUCCGAGAGAUUCGAACCAGCCCGUUCACUCAGCUCUCCUGCCCAUGGCCAUAACGACGCGGAUACGGACCUUGCACCGCCUCGCAAGGUGAGCGUUGGAUGGAUGUCAGGAGGCCGGCGACUUGGAUACGGAUACAUUCUGGUACCUGCAAAUGACGGAGCCGAUGAACCUCCACAGAAGCCCAAUGACAUUGGGUCCAGUGUCCCAGGAGUGACAGCUGUAGGCGUGGAUCUUCGAAGUGGAUCAUCAAGGCCCUUUGGGAAGGAGACUAUAGGACAAAACAAGAAAACGUCUCCUAAGGCCGGAAAUUCCAACUUCGAGCUGUCGAGCGUUAUGAGCCGCAUACGUCUUCGCAGCUUCUCUAGUGCAUUCAGCGAAGGCUUGGGUGAACAGCUCAAGUCCUCAGUGCUGGAGAAAUUCCCCAAGCGUAAGAAGGAGCAGCUCGAAUCCGGUGCAGUUGAUAGAAAAAAUCCCUGGGACUUCUGCUCUUGGGUUGAUCCAAACCAGCCUGCGAGCGAACAACAGAGUGAGCAAAAAAGCUCGUCAGUCUCUACCAGAAGUACUGAGGGGCGACCUUUGGGUAGAUGGGCGACGUUGCGACGUACAGGGAGUUUGUUGAAGGGUCGCAGCGUGUCAGCGAUUACGCGCGGCUUUGAAGCCAACUCGACAGCGACAAUGACCACUCCAGCUGGGAGAUACCCCGUGGCGCGGAGAAAGGAGGGUCGCAUUUUCAAAUUCAAGGUCCUCGACCGUAAAAAUAUGGUUAAGAGUGCCGACGAUGAUGUCCCUAUUGUUUCGGCAGAAAACUUGCAUGAAACAGCCGGCUCAGAUGAUUUCCAGCACGAGGGACAAGACCACGACCAGCAGACCGUCCAGACAGGCAUCCCUAAUACAGAAAAGAGUCGGCAUGAUUCUUCUGACAAAACCGGAUCAGAGUCGAUCACAGAUGACUGGAAAAGUACUUACCAGGACUACCAAGAAAUGCUUGGGUAG